AUUUAUUCACUAUAAUGAUUAAAAAUUGAACUUAUUAUUAUAAAUAAUAAUUAUAAAUAAGCUACAUUAAAGUGGAACCUGGAUGUGGUGGACCCAUGGCGUUCCAGGACAUGAGCUUGUUAGCUUAGCGUUUGUUGUGUGCUGUUCCUGGUCUGGAGCGAUGUGGAUGAAGUGCUGAUGAAGAUCUUGAUGAAGAAUCAGCGGCUCUGAGAUCAGGGCCAGUGUUUGAUUUCUGUAGGAGCCGUAGCUGAUCUCAGAGCUGAUCAGAGAUGGAGUCGUACCUGUUUCCGUUUGAUGGGCUGAUCUGCAUGCUGCUGGGAAUCUCCUUCACUGUCUGGUUCACCCUCCUCCUCGUUUUCAUCAUCGUACCUGCCGUGUUCGGGGUCUCGUUCGGGAUUCGCCGCCUCUACAUGAACACGCUGCUCAAAAUAUUCGAGUGGGCGACGCUGAGGAUGGAGAGAGGGGCGAGAGAGAAGAACCAGCAGCUCUAUAAACCCUACAGUAACGGGAUCAUAGUGAAGGAGCUGGCGUCUCUGGAGCAGGAGAUACAGGAAGUGAGGCGCGUGGGCGGAGCGGAGGCCGAGUUCGACAUGUCAGACAUCCUGUUCUUCUGUCGGCGGGGGGUGGAGAGCAUCGUGGACGACGAGGUGACCAAGCGCUUUUCGGCGGAGGAGCUGGAGUCCUGGAACCUGCUGACGCGCAGCAACUACAACUUCCAAAAUAUUAGCACCCGGCUAACCGUUCUGUGGGGGCUCGGCAUGCUCAUCCGCUACGGCGUCCUGCUGCCCCUCAGGGUGACCUUGGCGUUUACUGGUGUGGGACUCCUGGUGGUUCUCACCUCUCUGAUCGGUCUGCUUCCAAACGGAGGGAUGAAGAACUUCCUGAGUAAGAAAGCUCAUCUGAUGUGCUACAGGAUCUGCGUCCGAGCCCUCACCGCCAUCAUCACCUACCACGACAGCCAUAACAAACCCAGGAACGGCGGGAUCUGCGUCGCUAAUCACACCUCGCCCAUCGAUGUCAUCAUCCUAGCCAGCGAUGGCUGCUACGCCAUGGUGGGACAGGUACACGGGGGGCUGAUGGGAGUUAUACAGAGAUCGAUGGUUAAAUCCUGCCCCCACAUCUGGUUCGAGAGAUCUGAGGUUAAAGAUCGACACCUGGUGGCAAAACGACUCAGUGAUCACGUGGCAGAUAAAAGCAAACUUCCCAUCCUCAUCUUCCCCGAGGGGACGUGCAUUAAUAACACCUCAGUCAUGAUGUUUAAGAAGGGAAGCUUUGAGAUCGGCUGCACCGUCUAUCCUGUGGCUAUAAAGUACGACCCUCGGUUUGGAGACGCGUUCUGGAACAGCAGUAAGUUUGGGAUGGUGAAUUAUCUUCUACACAUGAUGAGUAGCUGGGCGAUCGUCUGCAGUGUGUGGUAUCUUCCUCCCAUGAACCGAGAGGAAGGCGAGGACGCUGUGCAUUUUGCUAACCGGGUGAAGGCCGCCAUCGCUAGGAAGGGAGGAUUAGCUGAUCUGUUAUGGGAUGGAGGUCUGAAGCGGGAGAAGGUGAAGGAGGUGUUUAAGGAGGAGCAGCAGAAGCUCUACAGUAAGGUGCUGGUGGGGAACGGUGAGAACCGGAGUCGCUCCUGAACGAUCACUGAUUGCUGGAACCCAGAGUGCUGGAUCUGUCAGAACCACAACCCAGAAUGAAACCGGGCCCAUACUGAAGCCCUGCUGAACUCCACUGAAGAUCUCCACAGAUCAACACAGAUCUUAACCUGAAGAGAUGAAACUGAUCCGAGAUGAACGACUCUGAACCGAACUGAACCAGAUAGAUUCAGGUUCAGUUGAACUAAUAUGAUCUGAGUACAGAUUUAAAUAUGGAUUAAAUUUCUCAGAUCUGAUGUGGAUCGAUCACUAAACUGAAUUGUUCCAGAAAAUAAAAUUAAUUUAUAAGAAGAGAAACUAAACAGAACAACUCAUGAAUCAUAAGUGAACUAAAUGACUCUGAAGUGAAUCUGACUGAAGUUGUUACUGAUCUCAUAAAUGUUCAUUUGCACACUUUUGCACGAGUACACACCACGGCUUUACUUUGUCUGACUGUUUUUGGGACGGGGGGGAUACUGUGCAUCUCACCCAGGGCAUUUUUUGUCAUUUUGUAUUUAUUUAUUUAUUUAUUUAUUUUUAUUUGCUUUAGUCUGUUACAGUAGGAGAUUGUGUGUAACAGUAGUGCAUGUGUUUAACAAUAAUGAAGUCUGUAGAGCAAAAGUCUGAUUUUUAUUGAUAUAAAACAUUCUGCAGGAUGUGAACGACGGUGUCUCUGGAGCGUUUGCUGUAUCUACUGACUGUUUCCACAUUUCUUUGUAAACUCUUGUUUGUUUUAGCCUCUUUUUUCCAGUGUGUAAGGGAUGUGAAGAUGCUUGAUUAUGUGAUGAAUUGUAAUAUUCACUCAUCAUUCUUUCCUGGCUUCACUGUGGAGGUGGUUUAGGUAGCAGCAGAUUUGAACAGUGAGAUACAGACUGUAUACCAGAGUAAAGUUAGAUACAGCGUUUUAAUAAACAUGAGGAAACAUGAU
Trichomycterus rosablanca is the source of this 2553-nucleotide messenger RNA. RefSeq names its product glycerol-3-phosphate acyltransferase 4 (gene gpat4). Bases 270 to 1628 code for a protein of 452 amino acids. Gene Ontology annotation, cellular component: endoplasmic reticulum. The transcript is spliced from 14 exons. Gene Ontology annotation, biological process: triglyceride biosynthetic process. Gene Ontology annotation, molecular function: glycerol-3-phosphate O-acyltransferase activity. The record is from RefSeq and is a predicted model, not a curated record. Lineage: Eukaryota; Metazoa; Chordata; Actinopteri; Siluriformes; Trichomycteridae.